UUUUAGUCUUAAAUAAUGAGUGCCACGAGCUGGUUGGUGUUCUGCGCUCUGCUGCUGGUCCAUCAGGGUGAUUCACUUUUUUUGGAGCAGAAUUGUGGAAAGUUCAAGAUUCUCACUAGUGCUACACCGUGGAUGGUUGAAAUCCGAUCACUACGAACUUCUAAAUUCCUCUGUGCCGGCACUCUUGUCAACGAACGAUAUGUCUUGACAGCGGCGAGUUGCCUUACGCUCGGAACCCCACUCAUUGUUCACUUGGGAGUGAUCGAUGGAUCGAAUAGAACAAGGGACAAAAACACCUCCGAAAAACAUGUUGUAGAGAUGGCUUGGAUACACAGAUUAUACUCCCCAGAAAGUCAUCAGAAUGACAUAGCUUUGUUGAAAUUGAAAACCAAUGUCGUAUAUAAGGAGCACAUACAGCCGAUAUGCAUUGAGGUAAAUGCCAAAGAAGAAAAACCCAAUCCUACUAUUGAGAGGAGCAAGGAGAAAACUGAAUUGCCUAAACAAGAAAAAUGUGGCUUUGGAAGAAAAUUUCUUAGUUGGAUAUGGCUAGCUGAUCCUUGUCCAAGUAAUAAAGUCGAGGUAAUUGUAACAAGCGAGCCCACUGAAGGCGGCAGCCCUUUGACCAAUAUGACAGAACCAGGAGUUUAUUCUCAAUAUGGUAUCCUGAGUUAUCAUAAUUCUGAAACCAAAAAGACCGUUUAUACCAAUGUAAUGGCGUACAUUGACUGGAUAAUAAAAGUAGCGCUGGACGUGGAGAUCGUUGAAUCUGCGAAUGUGUUAUGACUUCCAAAUGCAAAUAUUUCACAUCAA
Messenger RNA from Drosophila eugracilis, 810 nucleotides. RefSeq names its product transmembrane protease serine 12-like. The record is from RefSeq and is a predicted model, not a curated record. The transcript is spliced from 3 exons. Lineage: Eukaryota; Metazoa; Arthropoda; Insecta; Diptera; Drosophilidae. Gene Ontology annotation, biological process: proteolysis. The coding region runs from base 16 to 783 and encodes 255 amino acids. Gene Ontology annotation, molecular function: serine-type endopeptidase activity.